Molecule: messenger RNA, 3747 nt
Organism: Colletotrichum higginsianum IMI 349063
Lineage: Eukaryota; Fungi; Ascomycota; Sordariomycetes; Glomerellales; Glomerellaceae
Product: Leucine rich repeat protein
Exons: 4
Coding region: 1-3747 (1248 amino acids)
Source: RefSeq, a predicted model, not a curated record
AUGGAUACCGCCGCGAACCGGCGUUCAAUGCUGCCCACUAUUCAGACGACACAUCAUGGGGACACGCUCAGUACGAGUAAAAGCCCGGCAGACCUACGGAGCGUCUCGACACCAACUUUAGGGGGUAAGAGGCGGAGCUUCUUGACAAAGACCUUCAGGAAGGUCAGCAGCAGCUCCUCGUCCACCGAUCUUGCGUCCAUGUCCGAGGAUGCAUCUGGUGGCCUCCACAUGAAGUCGAAACGAGUCCUCCACAAAAACAACAAUUCUGGUGGCUCGACAUCAUCCUCCAUUUUGAACCGCCUCAACCGCCGUGCCUCCAAGGACUCUUCCACCAGCUCCCACUUAUCGGAGGAGACGCCAAACUAUCUCAGCCCUCAACCGCCGCCGAAUCCUGUCAGGAUUCUCAAGCAUGGACCGCUGAAGACCGACAGCCGCUUGUGGAAGUCCCGCGCCGAGUAUGUCGUUUUGACUGACGGGCAUCUCAUCAAAUUCAGCAGCGUCGAAGCAGCAAGAUCAAACUUCGCCGAACUGGCACCUCCAUCAGCACGCUUAAAAAGGUCAUCAACAUCGUCUUCUUUGAGUCAGGAUGGUUCACAUUCAGAUGGCCGGGUCGAGAUCCCCCUGUGCAGAAUCGUCAACAUCUUCAACGAAGAGGGCGUGAGUCCUCAUUUUGGGCUGGAUGUAUGGUGGUCCGAGACUUCUCCAGUGGUGUCAUGGGCUUGCACAAAACUAUUCUUCGGUGUGCCCCCAGAGCGAGACGAUUGGAUGUCCGAGAUUCGCCGUGCUACCCGUGAGUCUGUGGGCUCGUCCACCGUGCCAAAGGGUCUCAUUGCCUCAAAUGUUGAGUCCGCCAUCUACGCCAUUGUCGCGAAAGAAGAGCCAUCGUGCCUCGGGUGCCCGCUGGACAUCUUCCCGGUUGUCCAGCGCACCACUCUCUUGAGUUCCAAGGCAGAGAACCUCGAAACUGCAAAAAAGUCUCGUGAUGGGUCAUCGUAUUACCUGCUCCUCGGCCAGAACAAGUGCUAUCUUGUUCGGGUGGCAAGGACUUCAGUCUACAAGGCACCCCAGGAUAUCGAUAUCAACGCUGUAGUCUUCGGUUUGACAUCGCUGGUCCGCUUGAAGGCUACCAUGGUCCCGCACGAGGAGCGGUUUGUUCUUGGAUUCCGGUAUGUGUUUGUACUUAGUGAUUGGGGUCGCGAGCACACCGCUAACCCACAGAGGAGUUUACCCUGCGAAAACGAAAAGCGCCUCGAGCUCGCUAGCCGUUGGUACAGAGAGAUCGUUAUGACCUUUAUGAAGGCAGACCGUGCGGUGAAGCCGGCGUGGCCCCAGCACAUGCAACGCGACAUUUUUGACAUCCGAGGCCUUACUGCUCAGCUCCUGCUUCCAUCAGGCCAGGACUAUGGCGGACUUAAGCGAACUCUCGAAGCAUACUGCGCGACCUUCCAAUGCAAGGCUCCCGAAUGGACGGUGAAUUGGAAAUGUGAGCGCAGAGAACACUGCCCAGAGUUCCGCCUCCUUCCCGCCAAGGAACCUGUAGGAUACUCGGCCCUUCAACUUUUGGCCGUUUUCAAGGCCCUCCGGUUCAACGACUACUUCAAGGCACUGUCUUUCCGCGACGUUGACUUUUCGCCCCUUUGCGGCUUGACUGAUGUUCCAGGCUGGGACGAGUCUGUGGCAGAUGUUAACCGGGAUGGUCUCGUGAUAGAUAGUGGCCACCGCGAUAUCCUCAAAGCUGCGCCAUUGCUCUCUCAAGAGAUUCACGCUGUUGCCUUCACCUCCGGGUCGGUCAGGAAAAUCGACUUGACCAACGUCCUGGCUUUGCGGAAUAUCGUCGGCGUUUCGCGUGCUCGAGCUGGUUCCAAGAAGGAGCCCGAGGUUGUUCGGCCGAUUCUCUUGCUCCUCAGAACUGGCAGCAUUCCUUGUGAUACCCUGCUGGUCGGCGGAAACCCGCUGACCGCAGCAGAGGUUGGUGAUCUGGUCGACGUUUUGCACAUUCCCGAUCUUCUAAGGGAACUGGACAUAUCCAGAUGCAAUCUUGAUGAAAGAAGCUUGGAGGAAAUCUGGGACGCCUUGCCAUCUCAGGGAUACAAGAUGGAAGCACUCAACACCUCGCGCAAUAUCGGUCACGUCGACCACAUGGUGGUCAAGAACAACCUGUCCCACUUUGCUUGCCUUCGAAAACUCGGUAUCGCCGGCAAUUGCCUAAGCCAGUUCAUGGACCCCAUCUUUUUUGAUGAAACCAUCAUGAGGUGGGGCUUGGAAGAGCUGGAUCUUUCAAACAUCAACCUGAAUGAUGCCACGCUGCAAGUUCUUGGCAAUUAUCUGCAGUGUCCCGAGGCCAACUACCUGCGCAGGCUGGAUCUCAACAACUGCGGGAUGACGGGCACCCAAAUCGCUGAGCUAUUCCGCAGUAUGGGCCAGGGGAGAGUGAUGACGUGCUCCAUCAGCGGCAACUAUCUCGAGACUGGUACAGAAUCACUGUCAACUGCCAUCGCCUACAACUUCGGGCCAACAUCAUUGUUCAUGGAUAUGAUUGAAUUCCAGAACGAGGAGAACUACAUCAAGAUCAUCAAGGCAUUGUCCCUCAACCGAACCAUCCGACUGCUCAGUCUGGUCGGGACCUCGACUCCUGGGCAGGUCAGCGAAGUCGCUUGCAUGGCCGUGUCUGACUUCUUCGCCACGAAUCAGUCCGUUCAGUACCUGGACUUCUCUGGCUUCUCUGCCAAACUCGACGAGGGACAGCUAGGUCUAGGCUUCUCGCGCUCUCUUUCCGGACUCGCCGAGAACACAGCGCUGCGCCAUCUACGAAUUCGCAACCAAAAGCUGAACCUGAAUAUUGGUGACCUGGCGCACGCCAUCCAUCUCAACCAGACUCUUACAACUUUGGAUGUGCAGGAAAACAACUUUAACCUGUCGAAUUUGUCGCACAUGGUUCGAUCUCUCGACCAGAACAGCUCCAUCCAGGAAUUCUGCCCCUUUUCCCGCGCCGAGCUCAAUACGGCCAUCAAAUCUAGUGUCCAAAACGUGGGUAUGCCCACUAGCCAACCGUCCUCUGCUCGAGCUCGCCGAGCAUCCAAGGUUCUUUCAAAAGCCACGUUCGAGAGUUUCGCAAUGGAAAUGGACAAAAACAGUGCUCUCAUGCAAAACCUAAAGGACGAGUGGAGUGUCAAAACAGCUCAAAUUGAUCACAUCCUCGAGAGAAAUCGGACACUGUCCCUCGAGAAAGAAAUGGCUCGCAUGCAGUGGGACCCCCAGGACGAAGGCCAGGAGGAUUGGAUCACUCUCGAGCUCGGCAACGUCUUCGGCGGGCUCGCUGUCAAGGCCAUGAAGACUCGGCGUAAAGUCAUGCAGCCGGGCUACCGUGGAAGCGUGUACUUCGGUGCCAACACUCCUCCUUUGGAGCCUAUGGAAGAGUUCGGUGCUCAGGCGGCUCCGCACCAUGUCACCCGAGAGGAAGUUAUGGAAAGUCCUGCAACGGAGGGCGCCAGUGGCUCUUCCGGGCUUCCGACGCCUCCCGAGUGGGCACCGGCCGAGAGCCCUGUGAAAGGGUACGCCAUCGCCUCAAGCGUCCCUCAGUCUCGCGAUGCUCCUCGCAUCGUGGACGACAACGCUGAUGAAUUUGAUUUUUCUCUUUUGAAACACAUGAUCCAACACGGAUUCAACCUCGACGAUCCGACGCAGACACAGUCCAGUGACGUCGGCAGGAAAGCCGGGGCCUCAGUGUCGACCACGAGACUUCCGUAA